AUGUUUAGACCGGUGAUUUCUCGAUUAUUCUCAACCACCAGUAAACGAUUAGCAGAAGUUGAAGUCAAAGUUUCAAAAGAAGCUUUGGUAGCUUUGAGAAAAAGAACCGGUUAUAGUUAUGUGAAUUGUCGUAAAGCUUUGGUGAAAUUUGGUGAAAAUGAUAUGGAUAAUGCUGAAAAAUGGCUGAAAGAAGCUGCGGCAAAGGAAGGAUGGGCGAAAGCUGCAAAGUGAGUUUUUAUUUUCAAAAUGAGAAUCUAUUAUAUGUUUUAUUACUUUUAGACUUGGUUCUCGAGCAACAGCAAACGGUCUUGUUUCUCUUUCGACAAAUAAUUCAAUUGCUGCAAUCGUCGAACUUUCAUGUGAAACUGAUUUUGUCGCUCGAGCUGAUCACUUCAAAAAUCUUCUUUCCAAAUUAAAUCACACCGUUCUUUCGCAAGCCGAAAAAGAUUUCUCAUCAACAUCUACUGGAAGUUCAUUCCAAGAAUUAUCUUAUGAAUUAGAAAAUUUGAAUGACGCUGAAAGCGGAAAGAAUUUGCGAGAAGUAAUGUCUCUGUCAAUCGGAAAAUUGGGUGAAAAUAUGGUUGUGAAACGAUUGAAAGCAUUGAAAGCACCGGAAGGAACUCUUUUAUUCGGUUCUUCUCAUCCAAAAGAUGAAAAUGAGCAAGUUUUAUUGGGAAGAUUUGUAUCAUUGAUUGCAUUGAAACAAGAAAAACCAGGAGGUAUCAGUUCACAACAAUUAGCCGGACAAAUUUGUCAACAUAUCAUUGGUUGGUUUUUUUUCGAAUCAAUAUUUUUUACUGAAAAGAAUAUUUUUACAGGAAUGGCUCCCGAAAAACUCGGAACCCCACCAACAGCCCAAUCAUCUGCCGGAGAAACUCUUCAAGCAGGUCAUGAUCCAGAAGCUGAACCAGUUCGUGUAACUCAAAUUGAUGAAUCAGAAAAUGCACUUUUGAAACAAUCGUUCAUGUUGAAUCCAUCACAAACAGUUCAUGAUUAUUUGACAACUCAUAAUGCAAAGGUUAUCGAUUUCGUUCGUGUUGAAUUAGGAUCAGAAUAA
Molecule: messenger RNA, 1057 nt
Organism: Caenorhabditis angaria
Lineage: Eukaryota; Metazoa; Nematoda; Chromadorea; Rhabditida; Rhabditidae
Source: the annotation of a GenBank genome assembly